AAAAUUUAUGAAAAAUGGCGCGAAUUGUCAUUUUCCAUUCAACUGUAAUUUGACAUCACUCGCCGUCUCAAAAACAUCGCAAUGCCGUUCGUAAAAGACUCAUCGUAUCGUGAAAUGCCGAUUUCUUUAGAAAUAGCCAACGAGGAUUACCACGAGUUUUUGUCACUGAAGAAGCUGGUAGCGAAGAUUACCAAGCACCAACACACUGUCUUCCAGUGCACGUCCAUUGGUAUCCUCUCCAGCCAGAGCCAGGGCUACACUUUGUGUGAUAUUGACGACAGCUCCAUAGAGAUCCGAGUGUCUCUGCGUUACAUGAAAACGUGUUUCCCGUACGCGGGGAGACCUUUUACUGCGCAUGUACUUGGCUUCGUCCAUUGGUUUUUCGGCGCGCCAGUCUUAUACGCCAUCUCCAUCAAGGACGUCUUUCCGCCGGUAGCUCAGAAACUCUUAAGCACUAUGGAAUGGAUAGUCAAUAACCAUAAGAUGGUGAACCCAGAAAGAAGGAGAAAGAGGCGGCCAGCAGAAACUAUAACAGCGGCAAGUACCAAUCCGAUAGUCGCAUAUCAACCGGAAAAUGUUCAAAUGGUAGCACCCGGCGAAGGAGAAACUGACCAAAUGGAACAUGAUCUAAUGCAGGCUAUCGAGGCAAAUGGCCAAGUUGUACUACAUGUACAGAUGGAGCCGAUCGGACCAGUCGCGUUUGACGAAAUGACGUACGAGGAAAUCGAGGCCUCUGCGCUUAUGUGCGAUAAUUAUCAGGCUUUGCCGAUUUUGACAGAUAUGGAGUCAAAUUACCAAGACACAGGGCAAAUGGAUCAGAUGGGGGCGAUUGAACAGGGGACUGUGCGAACGCUGCCUUAUACGAUUGACCAUAUGAGGGUUGACAGGAAUAUUCCUGUGUGGCCAACGGACCCGAUGAGGCCGUUUCUCACCGCAUUACCAAUGUCCGUUCCAGGGGUAUGCCUUUGGUGCAACUAUAAUUUCAUUCAAACUGUAAAAGACCCCAAAGACCCCAUGGAGCCUCAACACGCGGAGGAAAAUAGUCCAUUCGAACGUCCAAGUGACGUCACUAUUCAAGAACGUAUUGCCGAUAUGAAUCAGAUAGAUCAAUGCCCAAAAACGUCAAGCUUUGACCCUGAAUGUGAGCAGUGUAUGCGUAUGUCCGAACAAAACCAUACAUAUGCGAACAGUGAAUACGACGACGGGCAACGCUUUGGAACGUAUGCUACCGAUCAAGUAAUGGUAGCGAACGGUGAACGUUUAAAUCGAUCGGUCGCUGAUGCUUAUGCCAAUGGUCAGGCUCUCUACCGCAGCUUAUACAGCACGUCACAAACCACUUAUGCCAAUACUAAUAUGGAGUUUAGCGAAACACAAAGGGGAGAAAUGGGAACAUCUGUUCGGGACGAAUGACAAAUUCAUCAGGACGAGUAUUGUUAUACCCGUCAGCCAGCAGAGGCCUACACAGGCCUCCAGCGGCCUCCUGUCACCCCAACUACCUUCAUGUUCCUCGAAUACACUGGGUACUGUUAUUUUAGAUCUACAUCCCCUGAUAACGAAAUCAGGGCUGCAGAGAGCCCGAUCGAUUUCGAUGCUUCGAUGAUAGAUUUCGAUCAGUUCGAUGACUCGAACGAUUCGAUCGAUUUAAAUUUGUCUGAUAUCGAUUUCGAUCCGAACAUAGAUUAUGGACAGUUUGAACAUGAGACGUUCAAUUAAAAUUUAAAAUAAGAUUAAAUAAUAAAUUGACUUUAAUAGGGAGUAUUACUGUAAUGUUCUGCCGCCAGAGUGUAGCACAAGCACCUUUCGUAAACCAUACGUACUGGGGGCCUAUUCGCAAAUUGCGGGGAUCUUUCUCUUUUACUCUCACUAAGACGUAAUUAGAGCGAGAGAGAAAAAUGCCCUCAAUUGACGAACUUCGAUUUUCUCGGUUUUUUGACAAGUU
Cydia pomonella (codling moth) is the source of this 1939-nucleotide messenger RNA. RefSeq lists its product as uncharacterized. The record is from RefSeq and is a predicted model, not a curated record. NCBI's taxonomy places the organism in Eukaryota, Metazoa, Arthropoda, Insecta, Lepidoptera, Tortricidae. The coding region runs from base 82 to 1410 and encodes 442 amino acids. The transcript is spliced from 6 exons.